AAGCCGCGUGACUGUCAUGUGACGAAAACAACAUGGCGGAAGGCACGAAGUAUUAGCAGGAAGCGUUUACUUCGAAGAAAAGCUGUCAAUCAGCUCCAACUAGGAACCAAAUUCAGAUCCUUGAAAAUGAUAGCUUUUGGAAAAUAUGUUCUAUUUCUAUGUAUAUCAUGGCUGCUUCUGUCAAACGCUCAAGCCAGCCCUCUAUGGUACAGAAGACAUGAUCAACACAUAGCACCAAAAAGAUUCUUUCGAGAAUUUCUUCCGAAGUUAACUGAAACCUUCACCCAAAAGUUGCCUGUGCAAGCUGAACCUAGCUCAUGGCUACACAGCACUGAAUGUGAAGUGUGCAAGCUGUCAGUUAGCUUGGUACAAGUGUUGUUCAAGGAGGGGCACACCAAGGCAGAGAUUGUGGAUUUAUUGGUGAAAGUGUGCAUCAGCCUCGGUCUACAGGAUGACAGAAUCUGUAUUGCGAUAGUAAGAGAGUUUGAGAAUGAAGUUUUGACAGUCAUUGAUAAGCUGGUGUUAAAACCCGAUGAAGUUUGUGGAACACUCUUUGGUUCAACAUGUGGAACGCCAUACAAUCCCCUGGAAUCCUGGAAUGUGUCGCUACCGAAAACCCCUAAACCACCGGUAAUACCUCCCUCACCACCUCCUAAGGGAUCCCCGAAGCUGCGAGUACUCCACAUCUCCGACAUCCACUUUGACUCCUUCUACCAGCCUGGAGCCAAGGCAGAGUGUAAUGAACCUCUCUGUUGCCGUGCCAAUGAUGGACAGCCAGAUCCAGGAGAGUCUGGUGCAGGCCAGUGGGGAGACUACAGGAACUGUGACACACCCUUGACCACCCUUGAGAACCUGUUUGAGCAUCUGCACAACAGGUCUGCAGAGUACGACUAUGUCAUGUGGACAGGCGACCUCCCAGCUCAUGACAUAUGGAACCAGUCAAGAGGUGAUCAGUUGUCUGCCCUUGACAGACUCACCCAGCUCUUCAAGAAGUACUUCCCCAACAAAACCAUUUACUCCGCUUUGGGGAACCAUGAGAGUGCGCCUGUCAACAGUUUUCCUCCCCCCUUCAUUACCAACAACAACUCCAUCUCUUGGUUGUACAACGCCAUCGCUGACAGCUGGCUCAACUGGUUGCCACAGGACACCAAGACAACCAUCCAACAAGGCAGCUUCUAUCAGGUGUCUCCUUACCCAGGCUUGCGUCUUGUGUCCAUCAAUACCAACUAUUGCAACAACCAGAACUGGUGGCUGCUGCUGAACACGACCGACCCGGCCGGCCAGUUACAGUGGCUGGUGGACGUUCUCCAGGAUGCUGAGAUGAAGAAGGAGAAGGUGCAUAUUCUGGGUCAUAUGCCCCCUGGGAUCAGUGAUUGUCUGAAGGCUUGGAGCUGGAACUACUACAACAUUGUAAACAGAUUUGAAAGUACCAUAGCUGCCCAGUUUUUCGGACACACUCACCGAGAUGAGUUUGAAGUGUUUUAUGACAAUGUCAACUUCACCCGCGCAGUCAGCAUGGCGUACAUUGUGCCAAGCAUCACACCGUACCCAAACUUGAACCUGGGAUACAGGAUCUAUGAGCUGGAUGCCAACCGCUCUGGAUGUUCUUGGAGUGUGUUGGAUCAUGAGACAUAUAUCCUGAACUUGACCCAGGCCAACAGUGCAGGCAGUCCGCCCCAAUGGCAGCUGGAGUACACAGCCAAGAGCACAUACAAUAUGGAGUCACUGUAUCCCAAAGAUUGGAGUAAUCUUAUCUACCAAAUGAGAGACAACUCCACUCUGUUCCAGACUUAUUACAGUCUGUACUACAAAUCUCAUCCCACUGACGCCUGUGAUGACAAAUGUCGCAGAGACCUGCUGUGCGCCCUCAAGUCUGGGCGGUCAUCUGACCCAAAGCUGUGUUCUGACAUCUAGAUGCUGACCACUAAAUAUCCUAGGGUGGUGCACCCUUGUGUCAUCUUGUGACACAUAUACACUCAAAGUGGAAACAGCUAGUUUUCAAAUUUAAUAAUCUGAACCAAAAAAGAAGUAUGCUUAUACUUAUGAUCAAAUAAGUACGAAGUAAAGCAUAUGUAGUCACCAUAUCUUUUUCUGGAAGUUUUUCAGGAGGAUUGAUAUGAACCCCAAAAGCUCACUGUUAUUUAGAUUAAUCUGGGGGUUGGGGUUGUAAGGCCUUACAGCUUCUGAACAUACUUUGUUUUCAAUUCAUGGGAAUCAGUGGUCAUGCAUGACAUGAUAUUUUAGGACACAAGAUGACUAAAUCACCCUGUUUCCGAGUUUCUUGGCCUUCAUUGUAUGGUUGGUUAGUUGGUUGGUGUUUAAUGGCGCACUUAGCAAUAUUCCGUCUAUAUGGUGGCGGUCUGUAAAUAAUCAAGUGUGGACCA
Molecule: messenger RNA, 2384 nt
Organism: Haliotis rubra (blacklip abalone)
Lineage: Eukaryota; Metazoa; Mollusca; Gastropoda; Lepetellida; Haliotidae
Product: sphingomyelin phosphodiesterase-like
Exons: 14
Coding region: 127-1914 (595 amino acids)
Biological process (GO): sphingomyelin catabolic process; ceramide biosynthetic process
Cellular component (GO): lysosome
Molecular function (GO): acid sphingomyelin phosphodiesterase activity
Source: RefSeq, a predicted model, not a curated record